Phycomyces blakesleeanus NRRL 1555(-) is the source of this 667-nucleotide messenger RNA. RefSeq lists its product as hypothetical. The coding region runs from base 106 to 639 and encodes 177 amino acids. Gene Ontology annotation, biological process: protein import into peroxisome matrix, docking. Gene Ontology annotation, molecular function: protein binding. Gene Ontology annotation, cellular component: cytosol; peroxisomal membrane. Lineage: Eukaryota; Fungi; Mucoromycota; Mucoromycetes; Mucorales; Phycomycetaceae. The transcript is spliced from 3 exons. The record is from RefSeq and is a predicted model, not a curated record.
GUGAGCUACACAAAUGAAAAGUGCCCUGAUAAAGUAUACGAUAGUCUGGAGAAAUGGAUUGAAAACCACCCCAAUUACCAAUACCUCGCAAAACAUUAUGAAUAUAUGGAUAAUGAGCGACACGAUAUCAUCACCUCUCUCUUUCUUGAUGCAGCAAGGUCUUCUCCGGGAGAAGGAAUGGAUCCAGAUAUUCAAAUAUGUCUUGGUAUUCUGUUCACAUUAUCUGGCGAGCAUGAUAAAGUAAUAGAUUGUUUCAAAGCCGCGCUGGCGAGCAAACCAGAGGACUUUCUUUUGUGGAACAAACUAGGCGCAACCCUAGCCCAUUCGCAAGACAUGGAAGGUGCUCUUGAGAUAUACUUCCAUGCUCUCGAACUUAAUCCAAAUAGCGUCCGAGUACGCUACAAUAUAGCCUUUAGCUGUAUGCGACUGGGCCAACACAAAGAAGCAGUCGAGCACUUGCUUAUAGCUCUCACUCUUCGCCAACGAAAUAUUGCAAAAAUUCACCCAAAAAUCCCUGUAACUCAAGAUUCUUUGUGGAAUACUCUAAAGAUGCUUAUGUAUAUAUUGAAUAACGAUGAGUUGGCUAUUCAUUGUGACACCCAAAACUUGGAUGCCUUUAGAGUAAAAUAUGAGUUUUAAAGAAAAACAAUAAAUAAGCAUUACAAUG